This is a messenger RNA of Synchiropus splendidus (mandarinfish), 1332 nucleotides long. It is a transcript of the gene opn8b, whose product is annotated as opsin 8, group member b. NCBI's taxonomy places the organism in Eukaryota, Metazoa, Chordata, Actinopteri, Syngnathiformes, Callionymidae. Gene Ontology annotation, cellular component: membrane. Gene Ontology annotation, molecular function: G protein-coupled receptor activity. The coding region runs from base 61 to 1116 and encodes 351 amino acids. The record is from RefSeq and is a predicted model, not a curated record. Gene Ontology annotation, biological process: visual perception; G protein-coupled receptor signaling pathway. The transcript is spliced from 4 exons.
GAACAAUUUCACUUUUCCUCCCGUCACAUGCGGAUCGGUUUUUCUGCACUCUAAUUCCACAUGACUGAAACAAUGGAUUUGUUCAAGUCGAGGUUGUCGCCGGCGUUGGACAUUGGAGCAGGCUGUUACCUGCUCUUUGUUGCCGUGCUGUCCAUUGUGGGGAAUCUGAUGGUGCUGCUCAUGGCAUACAAACGGUGGUCGAAGAUAAAGCCUGCCGAGCUGCUGAGUGUGAACCUGGCACUGACGGACCUCGGGGCUGCUGUGACAAUGUACCCGCUGGCCGUGGCGUCAGCCUGGAGUCACCACUGGCUGGGGGGAAACGCGACAUGCAUUUAUUACGGACUGGUGGGAUUCUUCUUCGGGGUGGCCAGCAUCAUGAACCUGACCAUUUUGGCUGUUGUGCGAUUCAUCGUGGCCUUAAAUUUGCACUCUCCCAGUGAGAAAAUCAGCUGGAAGAAGGUGAAGAUGCUGUGCUUGGUAACGUGGCUGUACGCUCUGCUCUGGGCUCUGUUUCCCAUCCUGGGUUGGGGACGCUACGGUCCAGAGCCCUUUGGUUUGUCCUGCUCGCUUGCCUGGGGCGAGAUGAAACAUGAGGGAUUCUCCUUCGUCAUUUCCAUGUUCUCCCUCAACCUUGUCACGCCGUCCAUUAUCAUCAUCUCCUGCUACUUUGGCAUGACUAUAAAGCUCUACUUUGCCUAUAGGAAGUCAAAUACGGACAACCACAGGCUGCCGAAUAUCAUCAGGAUCAACCGCAGGAUGCUUAUAAUCUCAGUGUUGAUCAGUCUGGGCUUCCUGGGAUGCUGGGGUCCCUACGGCCUGGUCAGCCUGUGGUCGAUAUUCCACGACAGCACAAUGAUCCCCCCGGAAGUCAGCCUGCUGCCAUGCAUGUUCGCCAAGAGCUCCACCGUCUACAACCCACUCAUCUACUACUUCUUCAGCCAGAGCUUUCAAAAGGAGGUGAAGAACCUGAGUUGGCUGUGUCCGGUGUCCAAGCCGUGCCAGGUCUCCAACAGCGUCAAUGACAACGCCAUUUACAUGAUCAGUCCUGACAUUAAACCCAGAGUGGACCCUCGACCGGCUUUCGAAUUUGGGGAAAUGAACACCCUGACAAACUAAGUCAGAAAAUUAGACCAACAAAAGUACUGAGACAACUUGUUCAAUACGAGACAAAAUUAAAAAUAAAUAAUAUAUUUAUACAUGUACAUAAGAAUUUGACACAUUCACUUUAUUAUACACACAAACACACACACAGCAAUAAAUUGCACAAUUUUCACCAGGUAUUUAUUACCUGUACGGGAAUUAACGUGUUAUAAGAUGAAAGUGUUUUUUAAC